AUGAAGAAGAUGGAGUCGUCAAUAGAUAAUAGUGUUGACACUAAGAAAGUUGUGAAGUCUUAUCUCAAGCGGAAAACAAUCGUCUCUGCUCUGAUAGAUGAAAUUGAUAGAACGAGUGAUCGUUACAAGAUAAAGGUUCAGAUAAUCAAUCUCUGGAAAUCAUAUCGUAAAAACAAGGUUACAUCCAUAGAGAUGGUAUUAGCAGAUGAAGUGGGUUCUAGAAUUCAUGCAACUGUUGAUGGAGAUUUGGUGGAGCAAUUUAAUUCAGAAUUGACGGAAGGCCGUACUAUAUUCUUAAGCAACUUCACGUUCAAAGAUUACACUACUGCAUAUAGGACAAAUGUCAUAGGGCAGGUUGUUAGUCUAGAAACUUAUGACGUUAUCGCUCAAGGAAAACCAAUAAGAAAGUUGGACGUUGUUCUACGUAAUGCCAGGUUGCCAACCAACACAUUUGUGAUAUCCAAUGAACAUAAGGUGCCAUCAUCAUCCACUAAGUCUGUUUCAUGGAGAGAUGAAUUCUUUGAUAGAAAUGAAAGAAAGACAAUUCAGGGUAUUGUUUAUGCUGAUAUGGAAAUGAAAUGUGUUACUGCUGCGACAGUUGUUCGAGUCGAAUAUAAUCCUAUAUGGUAUUAUAUUGCAUGCAGAACUUGCGAUAAAACAGUUCAUCCAAUAGAAUCUGAUUCUACCGAUGACGAUUCUUUGCUAUUUGAUUGUAGAGAAUGUGGCGAGGCUGUCUCAGAUGUUGUAGCCAGGUAUAAGUUAGUGUUGGUUGUUUCCGACGAUUCUGGCGAAGAGAUAAGAUUCUUACUGUUUGAUAAAAUCGCAAGCGCAUUUCUCCGAGUUCAGGCAGAUACUUUAGCUGAGGAGGUUGCUGAGGACGGGACUUUGGUGCUUCCACGAGCUCUUUCUGCUUUGGUUGGGAAGAAACUCCUUUUCAAAAUCGGAAUAGGAACGGAGAAUCUGACUAACAGACGUCAAACUUAUAAAGUUGAGAUCGUUGUCGAUGAUGCAGAUAUGUUGAAUAAGGAUGUUGGUAAUUCGAGGAAGCUGAGAGCAGAUAUCGUGGAGCUUCUGAAGAAAAUGUUAGAUGAUCAUAAUCCUCAUGUUAAAGCCUUAAGAACUGCACGCGAACGAUUUGUUGGGAAUCAAAAUUCUAAAGGUUUUAAUUUGGUUCUUGCAAGUGGCCGAACUACCGAUGGUCGAACGCAUAACUUACUUACUGAGAACGAUGUGGCAGCUUUGAUACCUGGUGAUUUCAAUAUGUUAACAGAAAAAAGAGACAUCGUUAUUCAAAGCAAGUCUGGAGGUUUAUACUGUAUAAGUGAGUUGCAUCCGGCUUAUUUACCUUUGCAGUAUCCGUUAUUGUUUCCGUAUGGUGAAGAUGGUUUUAGAUUAGGUAUUGAUAUUGGCUAUGUUGAUACAUCUGGAAGGAAACGCACAACCGUGACAAUGCGCGAGUUUUUCGCAUUUCGCAUUCAAGACAGGCAUGGAGAAUCCCCAAUCAUUAUGAUGUCUGGGAGAUUGUAUCAGCAGUUUCUGGUUGACGCAUAUACGAUGGUAGAAUCAAAUAGGCUUCGUUAUAUAUGGCAUAAUCAAAAGAAGCUACGGUGUGACAGCUUUGAUAAGAUUGAACAAUCUGGUGAACGUGGCAAUAAUGAUCUUUCUGAACAAGGAAAAAAGGUGCUUAUACCUGCUUCAUUCACGGGAACGAUGUAUAACAUUGAAUUCCAAAAAAGAGGAUUGCCACAUGCCCACAUGGUAGUUUUCUUGAAACCUGAAUCCAAACUACCAACAGGCGAGGACAUAGAUAGAUUUAUAUCAGCAGAGAUACCGGACAAGGACUUGGAUCCAAUUUUGUACGAAAAUGUUGGAGACUUGAUGAUACAUGGACCAUGCGAUCUCUUAAAGCGUUUUCGGGCACAUGUUAACGUUGAGUGGUGCAACCAAACCAGGUCUAUAAAGUACCUAUUCAAAUAUAUAAACAAGGGUCCAGAUUACAUUAGAGCAGCAAUCGAGGAUGAAGACGGUAACCCCGUUAUAUCCCAAGAUGAGGUUGAGCAACAUUACAAUUGCAGAUACAUUUCACCGUAUGAAUCUUCAUGGAUGCUUCUAAAGAUUCCUACACAGUACCGAAGCAUGGCAGUAAUGCAACUUUCGUUUCAUUUGUCUGGUAAACAAAUGUGUAUAUAUCACGAAGGAGAGAGCGUUGACCAAGUCUUAAACAAGGCAUCGGCAGGUCAGUCACAAUUUCUAGCGUGGAUGGAGGCAAACAAGGAACAUGCCUUGGCAAAGGAGCUAACAUAUGCUGAUUUCCCAACAAAAUUCGUCUGGGUCUCAAAGCAGCGGCAAUGGAGAAUACAAAAACAAGGUUUUGCCAUAGGCAGACUGGUGUAUGUCUCACCUUCCGUUGAAAACGCAUAUCAUUUGAGGAUUCUUCUCAAUAUAGUCAAGGGCCCUGAGAGUUUUGAUGAUUUAAAAAAGGUUAAUGGUGUUAUAUACUCUUCUUUCCGAGAAGCAUGCUUUGCGCUUGGUUUGUUAGACGAUGAUAAAGAAUACAUUGAAGGAAUUAAAGAGGCCAGUUUUUGGGGAACUGGAAAGUUUCUUCAUAAACUUUUUGCUAUAAUGCUUCUUUCGAGUAGUGUAGCAGUUCUGAUCAACGUCUGGAAUGCUACUUGGAAAAUAUUAACUGAGGAUUUCUUAUAUCAGAAAAGGCGUGAAGAGAAUGACCCAGGUUUGGUGUUGACUGAAGCCCAAUAUAAGAAUCUUGGUUUGUCAGAUAUAGAGAAGUAUAUGCGCAGAAACGGUCAUUCAUUAUCCGACUAUAAAGGAGAGAUGCCAGUCCCUGAUGAUAUUGGAAAGUAUAAGAAAUCAAAUCAUCUAAUCCAGGAUGAGAAAUCAUAUGAUCGUGCAAAACUUGCAAACGAUCAUGUCAAGUUGUUUUCAACAAUAACCAAUGAACAGAAGGAUAUCUACAAUGAGAUAAUGGAUGCAGUUACAAGAGGUAUCGGUGGAAUGUUUUUUGUUUAUGGAUAUGGUGGGACAGGUAAAACGUAUCUAUGGAGGCUUUUAGGCGCUGCUCUUCAUUCUCAAGGAAAAAUAGUUCUCAAUGUUGCAUCAAGUGGCAUUGCAGCAUUGUUAUUAGAGGGAGGAAGAACAACGCAUUCUCGGUUUGGAAUACCCAUAGUUGUGAACGAGUAUACAUUCUGUAAUGUGAGUUCUGGAUCACACCAAGCAGAGCUGAUUAAAGCAGCCGAUCUUAUUAUAUGGGAUGAGGCUCCGAUGAUGAGCAAGCAUUGUUUUGAGACAUUGGAUCGGACUAUGCGUGAUAUACUAAAGUGUGAUAAGGUCUUUGGUGGAAAGGUCGUUGUUUUGGGUGGUGACUUUCGACAAAUACUCCCUGUUAUUAUCGGAGGCAACAGCUCAGAGACUAUAUUGGCAACUGUGAAUUCUUCUCAUAUUUGGUCUGAUUUCAAAUUUCUGCAGCUAAAGACAAAUAUGAGACUGCUUCGUGGCGAUAAUGAUUUCAAUAAUCAAGAAAUUGAAGAAUUCGCCAAGUGGAUCUUGGAUAUUGGUGAUGGAAAACUAAAUAUUCAUGAUACCAUAGAAGAUGAAUUAGAAAUUCCAGCGGAUUUGCUGAUAAGCGGAGAAGGUGAUCCUGUUAAGAGAAUAGUCUCGGAGAUUUAUGGUCAAUCUUACACAACCACUCCUGAUCAAGUUUUUUUUCAGGAAAGGGCAAUACUCAGUCCACGGAAUCAGGAUGUCGACGUUAUCAAUGAAUUCAUGCUAUCAGAACUCAAAGGUGAGGAAUAUGAAUACCUUAGUGCCGAUAGCAUUGAUACUUCAGACACAAGCAAAAUAGACGAAGUCGUCUAUACACAGGAGUAUCUUAAUAGUAUGAAGGUAUCAGGGCUGCCAAAUCAUUCUCUCAAGUUAAAGAUAGAAGCUCCAAUAAUGUUGCUUAGAAAUAUUGAUCCUAAGGGUGGUUUAUGUAAUGGUACGAGGUUGCUUAUUACUCGGUUAGCUAGGCAUGUAAUCGAGGCAAGCCAUAUAACCGGGAAGAAAAUAGGAAAAAAGGUUAUCAUACCUAGAAUGUUUGUGUUACCACCAGAAGCAAAGUUUCCUUUUAGAAUGCGCUGGAGGCAGUUUCCUAUUACCAUAACUUUUGCUAUGACUAUAAACAAAAGUCAGGGUCAGACUCUACAAAAGGUGGGAUUAUAUUUGCCAAAGCCAGUGUUCUCGCAUGGUCAACUUUAUGUCGCCGUGUCUAGAGUUACAUCACGCCAAGGGUUGAAGAUUCUUAUUACAGAUAAGAAUGGCAAAGCACAAAAGAAGACAAUGAAUGUUGUUUACAAAGACGUGUUUGAAAACAUUUAUAAAAAUUCGUGGUUGGUUUGA
Messenger RNA from Eutrema salsugineum, 4395 nucleotides. RefSeq lists its product as uncharacterized. Bases 1 to 4395 code for a protein of 1464 amino acids. The transcript has 13 exons. NCBI's taxonomy places the organism in Eukaryota, Viridiplantae, Streptophyta, Magnoliopsida, Brassicales, Brassicaceae. Gene Ontology annotation, biological process: DNA repair; telomere maintenance. Gene Ontology annotation, molecular function: DNA helicase activity. The record is from RefSeq and is a predicted model, not a curated record.